AUGGUGGUGGGAUUUAGGGUUCCAAGGCUAUUCAGCGGCCAGAAUCUGAGUGACAAGCUCAACAGGACGCAGCAGAGCUUCGAGAGUGAUAGGUUGAUAUGUGGGUUUUUGGAUCUCACGCUCACGAUCACGAUGAGCGCCGAGGUCCAGACGUGUGGCAAGCCCAUACAGACUCUGGUCGAGCACGUCGUCAAUGUUAACAUUUUGUCGUCAGAAUACUUCAAGGAGCUCUACCGCCUCAAGACGUUUCACGAGGUCGUGGACGAGAUUUACAACCAUGUCGCCCAUGUGGUGCCCUGGAUGACUGGAAAUUCCCGCGGCCCUUCUCCAGCGUUUUGCCUCCUUUGCAAGUUUUUCACCAUGAAGCUCACUGACGAGCAGGUCCAGGAGUUUCUCAACCACGCUGAUUCUCCUUACGUUUGUGCGGUAUGA
This is a messenger RNA of Selaginella moellendorffii, 432 nucleotides long. RefSeq names its product pre-mRNA splicing factor SR-like 1. Gene Ontology annotation, cellular component: precatalytic spliceosome. The transcript has 2 exons. The record is from RefSeq and is a predicted model, not a curated record. The coding region runs from base 1 to 432 and encodes 143 amino acids. NCBI's taxonomy places the organism in Eukaryota, Viridiplantae, Streptophyta, Lycopodiopsida, Selaginellales, Selaginellaceae.